AUGAGUGUGUUUCUUCUGCCUAUUGAGAUGGAUAGAGAGAUUGAGAUAAUCAUGAAUGCCUACUGGUGGGGUUGUGAAGGGGAGAGGAGUAGGGAUUCCUUAAGGGAAGCUAAGGUGGAUAACCUCCUCAACAUGGAGAAAUAUGAUUGGGAUUGUGAGAUUCUAGAUGAUCUGUUUGUGCAAGAGGAUGUGUCUUUGAUCAAGAGCAUUCCUAUUCCUACUUCACACCAUGAGGACAGACUAAUAUGGGUGAAUGAAGAAAAUGGUGUUUAUACUGUUAAGAGUUGCUAUAGGAAGUUGCAGAUCCCUUUACAGAAUCAACAACCUCCAUUCUGGACUGAUUUAUGGGAGGCAAAGAAUGAGAAGGUUACAAACUGGAUCAAACCUCCCUUGGGUUGGAAGAAGCUUAAUGUGGAUGCAGCCUUUGACUCCACUCAUAGGAAGAUGGGAUUUGGCCUAUUCCUAAGAGAUGCAAAUGGGUGCUUUGUUGCUGCAAGAAAAAUCCCUUGGCAUGGUUUAUUUAGAUCCGAUGAAGCUGAAGUAAUGGGUGUAAAGGAGGCACUAAAGUGGCUGAAGGAGCUCAAUGUGGAUUGUGUGGAAGUAGAGAUGGAUGCACCGAAGGUGAUUACUGGAUUACAAAGCUGCAAAGUGUUUACAUCUUUUGACCUUAUCCUUGAUGAUAUUAGGAAACUAGCUAAUGACUUUGUCAAUCUUAGCUUUUUAUUUGCUAAACGGUCUGCGAACAGGAUCGCCUACUUCCUUGCUUGGGAGACUGUAAUACCCCCUUUUUCUUAA
Messenger RNA from Ipomoea nil (Japanese morning glory), 795 nucleotides. RefSeq lists its product as uncharacterized. Gene Ontology annotation, molecular function: nucleic acid binding; RNA-DNA hybrid ribonuclease activity. The transcript is spliced from 4 exons. The coding region runs from base 1 to 795 and encodes 264 amino acids. The record is from RefSeq and is a predicted model, not a curated record. NCBI's taxonomy places the organism in Eukaryota, Viridiplantae, Streptophyta, Magnoliopsida, Solanales, Convolvulaceae.